This is a messenger RNA of Brassica rapa (field mustard), 5481 nucleotides long. RefSeq lists its product as uncharacterized. Gene Ontology annotation, biological process: meiotic cell cycle; telomere maintenance via telomerase; double-strand break repair via homologous recombination. The record is from RefSeq and is a predicted model, not a curated record. NCBI's taxonomy places the organism in Eukaryota, Viridiplantae, Streptophyta, Magnoliopsida, Brassicales, Brassicaceae. Gene Ontology annotation, cellular component: DNA replication factor A complex. Gene Ontology annotation, molecular function: single-stranded telomeric DNA binding; damaged DNA binding.
AGUUACCAAUAGGGUGAAUGCUGAGAUUGUCACCAAAGCCGAGACGGCUACUAUAGGGGAGCUUUUAUCUUACAUGAAGCAGGAAGAGGCAAAGGUAGCUUGGUUCGAGUGCACAGCCACUAUUGAUGAUGUUGUGCGUGAUUCGGCAUGGUAUUAUAUUGCUUGUGGUGGGUGCAAGACUAAAGCAACCAAAGGGCCUACCACGCUUAUGUGUAAGAAGUGUGGAAAGACUGAGAUUGUCGGCACUCCAGAGUAUCUCACGAAGAUCUCUGUCUAUGACAACAAUGAUCACGCAAGCUUUGUGCUUCUCGGUGAUGCUGGGCGUGAGUUGACUGGGAUGAAAGCCUCAGAUUUGGUUGAGAGCUACUUUGAGGCCAAUGAAAACGUCGGAGAUGAUCAUGUCGUCCCGGUGCCACAGUCUCUGACUGAUUCCAUUGGACAGUCUCGCACGUUCAUUAUCAAGGUAUCAAAACACAACCUGGAUGGCAAGACCCAGUCUUUGACUGUCACCAAAGUUCUCCCUUUAGAAGUUCCAGCACUUGAAGGCGACAUAGAUGAAGGCGUGGAAGAGGAGCCUGUUGAUGAAAAGGAUGGAGCUGCAGAUGGGAAUGUGAAAAGGAUCUCUGAUGGGAUUGAGUCGGGAGAGACCAAGCGUGCCAAAUGUGGCUAAUAAGUUUAUGUUACUGUUUUCUUUGUUUUAAUAAAGACUAUGCUUUGUUUUUUCAUCUUUAGACUUUGCUUUUGUGACAUUUGAACAAUCUUGGUGUUUGAUAAAGACUAUGCUUUGUUUUAUUCCUUAUUGCUUAAUACUUGGCUAAGGAGGCGUUGAUUGAUAUAUGAGUAAAGGAUAGAAGUAGCUGAUUGAUACCUUUGAAUGCUUGAAUAAUAUAUUUACGUAUGCAUGCAGAUAGUACUUAGUAUAUUAGCAUCUACGUUAAUCAUAUAGUCAUUUUUAUAUGAAGCAUCUACUUUUUUUUUUAAACUACAUCACUUGGUUAAUAUCAAACCAAUUGCAAAAACCUAUUCAAAAAGUAGUUGCACGAAUAAAUUUGUGAUUUUCUUAAUAUACCAUGUGGUUUGAAAAUGUGAUAUUAUAUGAUCACUUAACAUUGCUUGAAAUUAAUUUCUUUGAAACAUUUGAUUAAGAAAGAUAAUCAAUAUAAAAUAUAUGUUUUAUUGAAAGGUAUCUAUACUAUUAAAACUGCAACACCAAACAAAUAAAUAUCUUAAAUCUUUCUAGAAUCCAAAAUGGAAAUUUGCUGAAAAAUAAAAAAAUAUGUUGGUGUGAGGAUUUGAACCCUGGCCAAGGAGCACAUACGAAAGCUACUAAACCACUAGGCUAAAGAAAUACUUUGAUAAUUAUACCCAACAUUAAGAUGAUCAAUUGCCGCAUAUUUUAUAAUACUUAUCAUAGUGAUGUUAAUCAACUCUUCUGGUGUAGUGGUUAGUGGUUAAGAAUAUGUGCUCUCAAAAGAAACAGACGAAGCUGAAGAGUAUCCCAUAUUCUGCUCCAAACACAGACCUGGCUCUCAUGGUUUGCACUCUCCUGAUCCUUCGAUGAUAUCACGUUCUUGGCGUUGUUGUUAAGAAGAAAAACAAAUAGGUACAGCUACCCAAAUGAUUUGCCCAACGUCAACAUUCAUAGGUAAAUUUUUGUAUUUAUGGAAACACGAUCACAUCAUUAACACGAAAUCAUUACAAAAUCCCAUAUUUCCAUAAAUAUUUAUGUGAAAAGGAGAGUUGAUAUUCAAAAAACCAGCAUUCAUCGAUCUCUUGCCUAAUAUCUUGGGGAAAAAAACAAUUCUUUCAAAACCCUAUCUCUCCCUCACGCCUAAGCUGACAGACGAUCAAUACCGUCUUCUUGCGCUAUCCUCCUGAAACUAUGUAAGUUAGAUACAAACAAGACUAACUAAACAUGUUAAAACGCUGAUACAUACAUUGAUAUACUUGAUCGAUAGUGUGCUGGUUGUAAGAAUCGCUGCGCAAGUCAGGAAUGAACAACACACCCUCUGAUCAAGCCAUAUCACCUGCAGGUAAAUAAGACAUCUCUGCCUUUACUCUGAAAUGUUCAAUCGGAAGUAAUCUAGAUAAAGUUAGGAUGCUAAUAUUAUAAAUCCAUUUCGAAAAAGUUGCUUUAUACAGAAUCACAUGUCUCAUUGAACAGCUACAUAGCUUAAUAGAACAAUGCUAUAUAUAUUUUGAUAAAACUUAGUUUAAAUCAAAUAUGGUAGAAUUAAUAUUAAAAAGUUAAAUAACUAUACUAUUAGAAUUUUGUAGGUAAGGCCACUGUAAUAUAAUAUGAAUUCGUUCUCUUUAUAUGAAUGAUAAAUCUUUUGUUUGCACUCGCAAGCCUAAAUUUUUUACAUAAAUAGUAUAAGAGAAUUUAUGUUCUAUACAUAAUUAUAUUGUUUUAGAUUUCUUCAUAUUUUAUUAGAUAAUUGUGUUACAUAUAAUAGAAAUACUUACUUCAAACUAAAAAUAUUUAAAAAACAAAUUUUAAAAUUAAUUAAGUUAAAUUAAAAAUGAUAAAUGUAACAAAUUUAAAUAUAUUAUCCGCGCGCAGCGCGGAAAAAGGAUCUAGUGACUAUAAAAGUAUCACUAAAUGACCAUAAAACAUUACAAUAUGACAAAAAAUAACAUAGCAUGAUAGCAAUCAAUACAAACAUUAAAAGAUGAGCAUAAGAAAGUGUAUGACGUUGUUAUUGAUUUGAUUGACUUGGUUCAAUUUUAAUUUUUUUUUGUAUUUUCUUCUACUUUUUUUUUUGGUUAUGUUCGGUUUAGAUAUUAAAUCUGGAUAUUUUAUCUAAACUUAUGUACAAAAUAGAUAAUAACUCGCAUAUGCACUUUGAUUAUUAAAAUAUAAGGCAAAUCAAAACUUAUGUGGCAAACAAAUUCUUAUUCAUAAAAUAAAUCUCAUGCACAAUGUAUCUAAAAAAUCAUAAUAUAUAAUUAAAAAAAAUCCAUUUUUUAAUGUUUUCAUAAACUGAAAUAUCAAGCAAAAUCCAGCACGGGGCAUGUCUAGUUAAUGUAAUAAGUAAAACUAUAUGAGGUUAUGUUGGAAUAUACUGAUAAUAACGGUUAAUCUAAGUAAUUUUCUAAAGAUCCAUCUUUACUUUAACCUAAUAAGGGAUAAAAUACCACCUCUCUUUCUUUCUUUGUCCGUACCUCUUCCUGCCGUCUUUCUUCUAAAACAAUACGAACUCAGCCAGCGCCAAGCCAUGACAUCACGACGCACUGCUUCACGAUUGAUGACGUCAAUUCAUCGAAACUCAUUGCCUAUACCUGAUGACCUCGCUGUGGAGAUAUUCUCGAGGCUGCCUUCGAAGGCGAUAGGAAGAUGUCGUUGCACAUGCAAGCUCUUGUCCUCCAUGCUUCGACGUCAAGAUUUCAUAGACUUGUUCUUGACAAAAUCUUUUGCUCGCCCUCAGCUUCUCUUUGCAUGCCAAGAUUACUAUAGUAACUAUAUCUUCUUCUCCUCAUCACCUCAUCCGGAAGAAGAGAACUCGUCGUAUGUUGUAGCCGCCAAUCAUCUUGCAAGUUUCCACAGUUCCUACAAGUUAUUUGGUUGUACGAAUGACUUCUUGUAUUAUGGAGCUAAACCGGUUUGGAAGGGGAGUAUAAAUCCAUUGAUAUAUAACCCCCUCACGGGACAGUCUUUGACCUUUCCACGAUUGAAGUUGAGUAAAAGGUUCGCAGUAGUGGAAAGCUAUCUUGGAUAUGACCCCCUUUCUAAAGAGUUCAAGGUAUUGUCAAUGGAACGCUCGUGGAUCUCUGUGAACCACCAAGUUCUGACAUUAGGAACCAAGAAAUUGUCAUGGAGGUCGGUCCAGUGUUCCACUCCACACAUGUCUUCAAGUAAAUGGAUAUCCAUCAGUGGUGUUCUUUACUACGCAGCUUCAGUACGCGGAUUCCAUGGUAGCUUGUUUUGAUUUGAGGGAUGAGAAGUUCAGCUUUGUGAAUUUCAGUAGAGCAAUGCAUGGUUCAACAGUUCUGGUUAAUUACAAUGGGAAACUGGGUUUGCUUAUGUCUGGAGAUCCUCCUGGUGUUAAUAUUAGUCGAGCAAGUGAAAGUUUUGAGCUGUGGGUUCUACAAGACGCUGAAUGGUCCAAGCAUGUAUAUGUAUUACCUCCUUCGUGGAAGGAUGUAGUUACGGAAACCAUGCGCAUUGCUGGAAUAAUAGUUGGUACAAAUGAAAUCGUCUUGGUACCUGGGCUCCAAAAUGUGCCUUCCUAUGUCCUCUACUUUAAUGUGGAGAGAAAUACAAUAACAAAAGUUAGAAUCCAAGGAAUGGAAACGUUUCAGGGUAAGAGAUUCAACACCUAUCUCAACUAUGUUGAGAAUGUGAAGCUUCUUUAAGUACGAAUUCAACAACUAUUUUCAAGCUUUAUGAAAAUUUUAACGGCUUUGUAAUUUGAGUAAAGAAUCAUGGCAUCUUUCUUGGAUUUUUUAUGGUUAGAUAAAUCGAGUUUCUUAAAAAUAAUCUUUUUUUUGAGAAAAAAAUUAUAUCAAUAGAGAAAAUAUAAUAUAAAAAAUGAGGACAAAACUUUGACAUUUUUCUCCUAUGUGUCCACCAAAGUGUUAGACAAUGGAAGGGUACAAACAAACAAGAACGUCUCAAAUAAUGGCUCACAAUACAAGUGAAAUCUUAAUCAGUCUUUGAUUCUUGCUUCGAUUCGAUGUUCAGAAAAUCCGACAAGAAUGCAAUUUUUUUGAUGAUAAGUGGUGUUUCUAAUAAGUGUGUGGUUUUUUGGGUAACGAACCAGUUUUGAGAUUCUCCGAAUAACGCAAAUAUCUUUUGUUCAGCUGAUUUAUCAGUUACAGAGUGAUGGACACUAGUAUACAAUCAUGUGAACAAAAGAGAGUCGAUACCUACUACAACUACUUGAUCAGAAAAAAAAUCAAGAGACAAUAAUAAGAAGCAGACAUUCAGAAGAGGUCGUUGUCAUAGUUUUCUUUGAGAGUGAACUCAGCUGAAUCGAACCACCAAGCCAGAGCAUAGAGCCAUGCCGGAUUGGGGAGCGCCAUGGAAUUGUUGAGCUCUUCAGGCAAUCAGUCGGGCGAUGAAAUCUCUUCUGGUUCUUCACAAGUGAAAUUCUCCUUAGCAUCCAUCUAGAACCAAAGAAAACACAAAAAUAUAUUCAGUCUGAUUCAUGGAAGCAGAAUCUCUCAUGACACAAGAAAUCUAUGCAUUCUGUUUGUUUAAUAAACUAUGUGUUUGGCCUAGCGCAUGGGGGCAUAAAUAUUAAAAGAUAUUUUCUGUUUUUGAAUUUUUAGUUUUUCAUUAAAAUAUAUUUUUCUGAUAACAACACAGUGUAUAUAUAUAUGUAUAUAUAUAUAUAUAUGUUUGUGACACAAGAAAUCUAUGCAUUCUGUUUGUUUAAUAAACUAUGUGUUUGGCCUAGCGCAUGGGGGCAUAAAUAUUAAAAGAUAUUUUCUGUUUUUGAAUUUUUAGUUUUUUAUUAAAAGAUAUUUUUCUGAUAA